Doryrhamphus excisus (bluestripe pipefish) is the source of this 1352-nucleotide messenger RNA. RefSeq names its product BRICHOS domain containing 5 (gene bricd5). Lineage: Eukaryota; Metazoa; Chordata; Actinopteri; Syngnathiformes; Syngnathidae. The record is from RefSeq and is a predicted model, not a curated record.
AGGGGGGAAACGCAUGAAGGAAACUGGUAGAAUGCAACCUGCACCAGAACUCUAAUCCGACUUCCUUAUUUAUUUGUCUGUAUUUCGUCAUUUAAGAGUGAAUUUCCACAGCAGUAUCCGAGGCGAGCUGGUUCCUGUGUUUAAAGAAGCCCCUUUCACACUUUUUGAUUUUUUCCUACCGUUCUGCAGGAAAAAGCCACUAACAAAGUAAAGCUUUGCUGUGUAAAAGUACACACAGUUGCAGUCAUAUCCUUCUUUGCUGGGUUCUGUGUGAAAGGCAAAUACCUCUAAGUGGCAGAUCUACCGCUGGGGCUGUGAUGAGGCUUUAAUUGCAGGAUCUGUGUAAAAGACACAAGAAGAGGAGGACUAGGACUAGGAGGGGGAAGGGGAAUGAAGUGGGAGGUCUCUGGAGAUGAAGAGAGAGAAGCCAGCCAGGUGAAUCGGAUCUCAGUCCAGCACCUAUCAUGACCACACCUCGGUACCCAUAGCGUGGAGAAGGGAGCAGACGAGUUGUAUGAGGAACCAUGAUGGGACACAGGAUGGUGAGAUGUUGGAAUCUUCCAGAGGCCACUUUGGAGGGAGGAUGCUGUCUGAAUGGAGGCUCAUCGUCUUCCAUCCCCAAAAAAGUCAUCUGUAUCAGCCUCUCCACUUCCUUGCUCCUGGUCCUCCUGGCUCUGGGAUUGACUGGACAUCUUGGGCUGCCCAAGCUCCACUCACGGUCCUCACAGGCUGUCCGAAUCAUUGCUCCAGACCCGAGCGGGGCCCUGCUCCUCAACCAGUCAGCUGUUGUAGACCAGCAAAAUGGCCUUGUGACCUUUUCUGUGACGUCAAGGACGAAUCUCACAUCCACGGUGCUCUUUGACAUCAAGCAUGGGGUGAUAUGUUACCAACCAGUCAUCCAGAAAAGCUGCUUCCUCCGGACCAUGGAAACGUCAGACUACGAGAAUGUUCACGCCUUACUUCAAGCGUCGGCACACAAGAGUCACUUCCAGCUGUCUGUGAAUGAGACCCAGAGGCGCACAGAGUUCUUAGGGGUUCUGGCUGCUACCCAGACAGACCUCUCCAACCUGGAGGAACCUCUCCGGGUUCUGUGUCGAGACAGGCCCAUCCACUGGACCAAGAGGGCUGACGGACCGGGCAAACAGAGGCUGGUGUAUUUCUGCAUAGACAUCUGCUUCCCCAACAACAUCUGUAUGUCUAUGUGCUUCUACUACCUGCCUGACUGAUGAUGCCUUGUCCUCCACGGCCCCCAUUUUUAGCUCGCUCGUUAAGGCUGGUGGGAUUCCUUCCUCAUUUGUACUUCCUGUAAUCAUUGUAAUGCAAUGUCACGUGCUCCAAUAAUAAAAGCUGUA